This is a messenger RNA of Colletotrichum chrysophilum, 852 nucleotides long. RefSeq lists its product as uncharacterized. The coding region runs from base 1 to 852 and encodes 283 amino acids. The record is from RefSeq and is a predicted model, not a curated record. NCBI's taxonomy places the organism in Eukaryota, Fungi, Ascomycota, Sordariomycetes, Glomerellales, Glomerellaceae. The transcript is spliced from 2 exons.
AUGUCUCAGAGUAACAGGCAAUUGGCCAGUUCCCUCCUAGCUUUUUAUACUGCGCUUGAUGCACUGCGCCAAUUGCAUCGCCUCAUGGACAACGCCCCCGCGGAAGAACUUGUUUACUUCACCUCUAUGCUGGCCCUUGACGCCUGCGACUACGACUGGGAACUGCAGUCAGAAUGUUCAGACUCGAACGACAACAUCGAUGCACAUGUGGCGGAUCCUGCCGACAUUCCUACAGAUCCAUCGAAAAAUGACCACUAUACCGAUGCUGACGGGGACUUGGAGAUGACAGACGCCCCUACACAGGAAUUCGGGACUCUGCUGGAUCUGGACGACCUGUCAGAGACCUUCAGCCCGGUAGACGAAUUAGAUCGUCAAGACCAACGAUCUGACGCAUCUACGCUGAGGAACCUUGCGGCCAUAGAGAGUUUCACGAGCAUCCAAACCCAUCAGAUCGCUGAUGCAGAAACGCUGGACGUCCAAGAAGCAAAGAAUAUGAACAGUCAAAGCACUCAGGGCAACGUUCUGCAAGGAUUCGUGACUUCAGGAGAGGACUCAUCAGAUGCGGCUCAUGUGGAGCAUGUUGAGUUCGCUAAGGACGAAGAAGUUGGAAUGGUUGAGCAUGUCGAGUACGCAAACUCGGGACAGACCGAGAGCGACGAAGGUGGCGGCGGAUACGACGGCGGCAAUGAUGACACCGAUUCACAGCCGAAAGACCCCAUGGAGGAGCUCCGACAAGAGCUGAAGGAUCAACGUGAUGACCUUGACUGUUAUUACAAAAUGACACGCCGCCAGCCGCCUUUGGACCACGAGGCUACGGCACCAUACUUGUACUGGUGGUACCUCCACAGCUAA